GACUAAAACCACAGUUCCAAAGACACUCGAAAUACAAGCUAUGUUGUAUAUGUUUGCUGUGGGUUUUGUGGGGCUUUAGAAGCACAUUUUGUGCGGGUUCAUUUGUUACACCUUUUAAAUAUGUAAACCAGAAACGUUUGUUACACGUGGGUCAGAACAAAGACGCGACACAGGGUUUAAACAGCGCAAGCGUUUAUUAACUUUUCAUUGUAAACAACAGUAAUGUUAAGAUUCUUUGUGCGCACAAUUUAACAUCUGAAUCCUUUUCAUGCUGAAGUUUAGUUAACAUCAUGGUUAGCCCAAAUGUUUGUUGAUACUUACCUGUCGUUGUCUUCCGUGGGCAGGACCAAACCAGACUGAAGGUCUGGGAGCUCUUUUCACUGCGUCUCCGCGAUGCGCGGGAAAAUGAUAAUUAGUCCGGAGAGAAUGUAGUUUUAAAAUCUUACGUAAGUGUUUAUUAAAGUAUUUGACGUCAGCACAUUGUUAUGAUAUUUGUAUACAUGUGUGGAAAAUGUUUAGAGCUGUUAAAAUCUGUCUAGAUGCGUUGAUUGAUUUUAAUUGUGUCACGACUGUGAGAGAGUCUUUUAAAUACGCGCAGCUCGGCUCAUUCGGGAGAUGGCCGCUGCACUGAGAAGACACACGUCUUGAGCUCUGUGCAUUCAUGGUGGCGCAGCAGAAGCAAGAGGAGCGGGCAUUGGAAGACCAAGCACGGCAAGAGCAACGCUGGAGAGGUAUCGUGCACCAAUUCAGCAUGCUCCAGGAUGAAGUGCGGCAGGAGAGAUGGGAGCUCGGCCGGGGCCGGGGAAGGUCCAGACUGAGGGCAGAGCAACAUGACGUCUCAAGGUCAGCACCAGUGUCGACAGCGGUCAGUCCAUCACACGUCACACAGAUGGGAGCACAGGCAGAGCUACAGAGGUGGGCAUCAGAAGACCAAGGAGAAGAGACCAUGCCAGCAGCGGCAGGUCCAGGCCCUCCAGUGCGGCAAGCAGCAGCAAUCUCAGGUGCAGCGGCGGCGACGAUGACUGCAGGCCCAGUAGCAGUUUCGGGUUCAGCAGCGAUGGGGGUCCAAGCGGCGGCGGUGUCGGCAGCAGGCCCAGGUGCGUUGGCGGUUCCAGUUCCAGCGGCGAUGGGGGUCCAAGCGGCGGCGGUGACGGCAGCAGGCCCUGGUGCGUUGGCGGUUCCAGUUCCAGCAGCGAUGGGGGUCCAAGCGGCGGCGGUGACGGCAGCGGUCCCAGGCGCGGGGGCGGUUCCAGGUCCAGCGGCGACGGGGGUCCAAGUCACAGGCUGGAAAGGGCCGAAAAUGCAAAAAUACUCGGAUGAUGAGGACAUUGAACAUUUUCUUACAACUUUCGAACGCAUUGCUACGGCUAGUUGGUGUCCCAAAACACAAUGGGCACUGCAUCUAGUCCCACUACUUACCGGCAAAGCAAGAGCGGCAUACAUUGCCAUGGACUUCACAGACUCAAUGGACUACGACAAGGUCAAGGCAGUUAUCCUUGAAAAAUAUGAAAUCAACCCAGAGACAUACAGGCAGCGAUUCCGGUCGACGCAGAUGUUACCUGGUGAGUCACCCAAAGAGCUCUUCACCAGACUGCGCGAGCUGUAUGAGAAGUGGACACAGCCACAGACCCACACCAAAGAGGAAAUCAACGACAUGCUCGUCCUAGAGCAGUUCCUGAGAAUGGUGAACAGCGACGUCCGGCUGUGGAUCAAAGAACACAACCCCAAGACGGCGAAGGAGGCGGUGGUGCUCGCGGAGUCCUUCAUGGCGGCACGGCGCGGCGCAAGACCACACCAGAUGGCCGGGGGAAGAGACGACACAGCUGGGCGGCCCGGUAAGUCUGAGGGUGGUUGGCAUGGUGGUUCCACUGUUAAAAGCCCUAGACCUGUUAGCGCUGAUGUCAAAUGUUUUUACUGUGGUGAGGUAGGGCAUAUAAAAUCCAAGUGUCCCCACAGAAAACCCAAAGUAUCUGCUGUAUCCGUUGUCCCUAGUACUAGUGGGGGGGAAGCCACACUAGAGGAGGGGGAGGCCAUGACAGUAGUGCGGGUGGAUGGGAAGCAGGUGCAGGCCCUGAUUGAUACUGGCAGCAGCCAAACCAUUGUACGUUCCGACCUAGUAUCCCAACACAGUGCACCCAAAGAAAGGAAGUUGCUUAUCCGUUGUGUUCACGGUGACGAACGGUCGUACCCGACUGCUGAAGUUUACCUAGAGGUGGAUAAUGUUUUAUACCUGGUUACUGUGGCAGUGGCAGACAAACUUCCAUACCCAGUAGUUUUGGGCAGAGAUAUCCCGGAUCUGGUGGCACUAGCUGAUGGCCAUAGUUGUAACAUGGUAAUGACACGUUCACAAAAGAAAGAUAAAGACAACACAUGGAAUUUGUUACCAUACCCUGACGUGAAACGCAAGACAAGAAGUGAGAAAAGAAAAGAGAAAUUUAAAGGCACUAAACUGACUGAAAGUGAUCCACACCCUGAGCUGGAUGGGGAGGUGAAUGUUGCCAUUCCCUCUGAUAUAAUCCAGGCCCAAAGAUCUGACCAAUCCCUGCAAAACUGUUAUUCAGGCUUGGUUGCUGAUGAAAAUGGGGAUGCACUUGGCCCCAAAUUUAAGCUGAAGGCGGGUAUUUUGUAUAGACAUGGGGAGGAAGGUGAACAGCUGGUGCUACCAAAUUCUCUGAGAGAAACGGUCAUGGAAGUUGGUCAUGCUAGUGCAUGGGCCGGUCAUUUAGGCCAAAACAAAACUUGGGACAGAAUUGUGCAACGCUUUUAUUGGCCCAACAUGUAUGCUGAAGUGAUCAAUUUCUGUAAAAAGUGUGAGCAGUGUCAGCUGACAGCCCCAAACAGGAAGGGAGCUAGAGUUCCACUAGUCCCUAUGCCGAUCAUCGAUGUCCCAUUCAGCAGAGUUGCCAUGGAUAUAGUUGGCCCACUAGAGCGUAGUCGCAAAGGCAACAGAUACAUCUUGGUCAUUGCUGACUAUGCUACUAGGUAUCCGGAAGCAUUCCCUUUGCGCAACAUUAAGGCACGGCAGGUAGCAAAUGCAUUCCUUCAGUUGGUCACACGGGUGGGAAUACCGAGGGAGGUGCUCACAGACCAGGGGUCAAAUUUCACAUCUACCCUCAUGAAAGACGUGUACAAAUACUUAGGUAUAAAGGGCAUUAAAACCACGCCAUACCACCCUCAGACUGACGGGCUUGUUGAGCGCUUCAACAAGACCCUUAAGAGUAUGCUCCGCAAGUUUGUGUCAGAGUCAGGGUCUGACUGGGAUGACUGGCUGCCUUACCUCUUAUUUGCCUACAGAGAAGUGCCACAAUCAUCGACAGGUUUCUCACCUUUUGAACUCCUGUAUGGUCGCAAAGUGAGAGGUCCACUCGACGUCCUGAAGGAGGCAUGGGAGGGAGAGGAGCCAGCGAAGAAGAUGAGCGUACUGUCCUACGUCCUAAAGAUGCAAGACCACAUGCAGCGGCUGACUGAGAUGGUGCAGGAGAACAUGAAGUCUGCCCAGGCCAAGCAGCGAAAGUGGUACGAUGCAUCGGCCAGAGAGCGGUCCCUCCAGCCAGGUCAGCAAGUGUUGGUGCUGCUUCCCACUUCAGAGAGCAGCCUCCUUGCAAAGUGGCAGGGGCCAUACGUCGUCAAGCAGAAGACGGGCAAAGUUACAUACGAGAUCAUCACACCAGACAAGAAGAAACCCUCACAGAUCUUCCACAUCAACAUGCUGCGGGAGUGGCAUGAGAAGGAGCAGCCGGUCAACUGCCUGUUUGCUAAAGCGGUGGAGGAGGAGGAAGAGGCAGAGGAGCAGUACUUCCCGGUGCAGCGGGAGGGAGCUGGAAACAUCGACCUGAGCCACCUCUCCGAGACCCAGCAGCAGCAGCUGAGAGCCGGUGUACCAGAGGGGGUGUUCCAAGGCACUCCUGGCAAGACAAGUCUGGUGCAGCACAACAUCAAGCUGAAGGCGCCUGGUCCAGUGCGUCUUCCAUGCUACCGCAUCCCGGCGCAGCUUCUUCCCAAGAUCCGGGAGGAGAUUGACGGCAUGCUGGAGAUGGGCAUCAUCGAGCCGUCUUCAAGUGAGUGGUCGAGUCCGGUGGUGCUUGUACCCAAGAAAGAUGGGUCCUUGCGUUUCUGUAUGGACUUUAGAAAGGUAAACGCAAUCUCUUCUUUUGAUCCAUACCCUAUGCCUAGAAUCGAUGACUUGAUUGAUAGACUGGGCAGUGCCAAGUACCUGACCACCCUUGACCUCAGUAAGGGUUAUUGGCAGGUACCCAUGUCCAAUGACUGUAAACAUUUGACUGCUUUUAAAACUCCAUUUGGAUUUUAUCAGUUCUGCUACAUGCCCUUCGGACUGCAGGGGGCGCCAGCAACUUUUCAGCGUCUCAUGGACCAGGUGUUGAAGGGGGCGGAGACGUACUCGGCGGCAUAUUUGGAUGAUGUCGUCAUUCAUAGCCGCUCCUUCGACGAACACCUGGUUCAUGUGAAGGAGGUGCUGAGGCGGCUGAAGGAGGCCGGUCUGACUGUCAACUCCCAAAAGUGUGCGGUGGCUCAGAAGGAGGUCCAGUACUUGGGUCACGUCAUCGGCGGGGGGUUGGUAAAGCCACAGGUGGGGAAGGUCAGCGCCAUCCUGGAGACUCCGGUGCCGACCACCAAGCGUCAAGUCCGCUCCUUCCUGGGGGUGGUGGGUUGGUACCGGCGCUUCGUCCCACACUUCUCCACCAGGGCUGCUCCACUGAUCGAGCUGACUCGGAAGUCGGCUCCCAACAGAGUGGUCUGGACAGAGCAGUGUUCUCGGGCCUUUGAGGACCUGCGCACCUGUCUGACCACAGAUCCCAUCCUGCAAAGUCCUGACUUCUCUCAGCCGUUCCUGGUGCAGACGGAUGCAUCUGGCACCGGGCUGGGGGCAGUGUUGCUCCAGGGUCCACCUGGGGAGCAAAGGCCGGUGGUCUACUUGAGCAGAAAGUUGUUUCCACGGGAGUCAAGAUACUCCACUGUGGAAAAAGAGGGGCUCGCCAUCAAGUGGGCCUUAGACUCGCUUAAGUAUUACCUCAUGGACAAAGACUUUGUGUUGGAAACAGACCAUCGGGCCCUUCAGUGGCUUGACAAAAUGAAGGACACAAAUUCCAGAGUGACGAGGUGGUAUUUGUCACUCCAGCCAUUUCGGUUCACAAUCAAGUACCGUCCUGGCCCUGAGAAUGUUGUGGGCGAUUACCUGUCCCGAGUGCACGAGGAAGACGUCCACUCUUGA
Engraulis encrasicolus (European anchovy) is the source of this 5230-nucleotide messenger RNA. RefSeq lists its product as uncharacterized. Bases 662 to 5230 code for a protein of 1522 amino acids. The transcript is spliced from 2 exons. NCBI's taxonomy places the organism in Eukaryota, Metazoa, Chordata, Actinopteri, Clupeiformes, Engraulidae. The record is from RefSeq and is a predicted model, not a curated record. Gene Ontology annotation, molecular function: aspartic-type endopeptidase activity; nucleic acid binding; zinc ion binding. Gene Ontology annotation, biological process: DNA integration; proteolysis.